This is a messenger RNA of Fonticula alba, 3796 nucleotides long. RefSeq lists its product as hypothetical. The coding region runs from base 690 to 3047 and encodes 785 amino acids. Lineage: Eukaryota; Rotosphaerida; Fonticulaceae. The transcript is spliced from 5 exons. The record is from RefSeq and is a predicted model, not a curated record.
UCAACCCAGUGAAGGCGAAGUAUCCGGGCGAGAUCAGCUCGCUCAAAAGCGUCUUCAGCAACUGGCAGGAAGACGAUCUGAUCGCUGUUUUCGAGGAGAAUCGCUUCAACAUUGAGCUCACCAUCUCCAAGAUCACCAGCGGCGUGGCCAUCCCCUCGGUUCUGGUUGGCACCAAGAAGAAGCCCACCCGCCCAGCCAACAAGGCCCCCUUCACCCAGCGUGACAAGGAGGCCAAGGCUGCCGCGCGCGCCGAGCGCCGCAAGAGCGACUCGGCCGCCGCGGCGUCCCCGCAGCCCCCCCGUCCGGCCAAGGCCGUCUCGCCGGAUGGCGGCUCGGCGACCGCCGACGGCACCGAUGGCCCGGCCACCGGGCCUGUCGUUGCCGCUGCCCCGGGCCCCGUGGCUGCCUCUGCCCCGGCGGCUGCCCCCGCCCUGGCUGCUGUCCCGGCCGCCGCCGCCGCCGCCCCGGCUCCCAAGGCCUCGACCCCGGUUCCCUCCUCGGGCUUCAGCUACUCGGCCAUUGCCGCCAAGGCCAAGGGCCCUGCUCCUUCCUCGGCCGGGCUUGCCGCCACGCCGGAGUCGACGGCCGAGCCGGCCGAGGCCAGUGAGGACCCCGGCCCGGCCGCCGCCAGCCCGGCAAAGCCCUCCCGCACGACCACCCGUGCGGCCAACAAGAAGCGCGCCGGCCGCAUGGACGCCGCCCCGGACGCCGCCCCGGACGCCGAGACCGCGGCCCCGACCGUUGUCCCUGCCGUGGCCGAUGCGCCCCCCAGCGCGCCGGAGGCCGUCAUCCCCGUUGCCCCGCCCACCGCCGAGGCAUCGCACGACGAGCACAUCCCGCUGCCGAUCCAGCAUAUGCCCACCGCCGGCAGCUCGGCUCGUCCGCGUCUGCUCGUCCGGCCCACGCUUGCCCCUGCUCCUGCUGUGGCUGCUGCGUCCGCGACCCCGGCCACCGCCGUGCGCCCUCUGCGCAUCGCCACCCACCCCCCUGCCUCGUUGCCUGGCAGUGGGGCCAUGCCUCGCCCUGCUCCCCGCCCCCGGCCGGCUUUGAUGUCGGACCCUGCAUCCGUCGCGGCUCCUGUCAGUGUGGAUGCCCAGCCUGCGAUGCCCCCCCCGGCCGCGGGUGCUCCCGCCCUCGGACGCAAGCCCGCUUCCGCCGCCCCCCCGACGGCAGCUCCCUCCGAGCGUGCCCCGGAAACCGCGCCGGCUGCGGUGGCCCAUGCUGCCAGCCGCAGCAGCACCAGCACCGCCACCGCCACCGCCACUGAUGGCGUGUCUUCCCCGACGAAGCACCACGGGCCUCGUGCGGCGGCGAUCACCGGCGGCAGUGCUGCCGCCAGCAACGCGGCCGUCCGCCAGCCCCGGCCUGUCGGCGCUGGUGCCGUUAGUCCUGGCGGCUCUGCCGGCACCAAUGCCGGUCCCGUUUCGCCGACCAAGCCGGCCCGUGCCAAACGCACUACCGCCGGCCAGGCUGCCGCUGACCCCGGCACCGCGUCCCCCGUCCCGGGGCCCGCCGCCACUGGCGCCACCACCCCGAGCAAGCUCCCGACCGGUGAUGCGGCCAAGUCCCCGGCUCAUGGCCCUGGGUCUCGGCGUGGUGGCAAGCCGGCCGGCGAUGCUCCGGGCUCGGGAGCCAGUGUCCCGAGCCCCGGCGCUGGGUCCUCGUCCACCAGCGCCCCGGCGCCGGGCUCCACCCCCACCAAGGGGGGCAGCGGUGGUGGCUUUCAGCGGAAUGGCAGCAAGCGUGCGGCCGGUGCCACUGCCAACGCCCAGGCGCCGUUGACUGCUGCCUCGGGUGGCUCGGCCGUCGGGGGCAUGAUGCUCCCUCCCGGGUCGGUGCUCCCCCCCCCGGCCGGCGGGUCGAUGGGCUACAUCAUGCCGAUGUACCCGGCCCCGGGCCCUGGCCACUCGGGUGCCAACUUCAGCUACUCCUACCAGCCGGUCCUGCAGUACUACAUCCCGGUGACCGCGGCCACGGCUCCUCACGCCGCCUUUUCCGGCCAGCAGCACACCGGCCCGGCGGGCGAUGCUGGCGCCUCGCCACUGGGGGCCGGGGCUUCUCCCCCUGGGGCCGGCACGUCGCCCGGAUCCGAGGCCGGGGCUCUGCUGUCUGGCCCGGAUGCCGGGGCCUACUUUGGCCAUAUGGCCGGGGUUCCUGACGGAUCUGGCCCGUCUGGCGGCAACCACAUGUUUGCGGCGGCGGCGGCGGCGGCGGCGGCUGCGGCCGCGGCCGCCACUCCCAUGCAUGGGUACAUGUUCGCCACGCCGCAGGCUGGGGCUGCGGGCCCCGCCGGCGGGGCCCCGGGCGCCGGCGCCAUGCCGAUGCGCGUUCUCCAGCCGGCCGGUGCCUACCACCCGAUGCACAUGUCCCCGGUGGUGGGGGGCCCCUCGUCCGCUGGCGGCGAUCUUGCCGGUGGUAGCGGCUCGCCCGGUGCCGGGUCCCCGCCCGGUGGUGGCAAUUCCCCGGCCCCGGCUGCUGGUUCUGUUCCGGAGGCCGCCGCCAUGCAGCCGGUCAGUGGUCUUGUCCCGGCGGCACACUUCUUCCACCAUGCCGGGCAUGCUGGCAUGGAUGCCGCCUACCUGCCGGAGUACUAUGGCGGCGGCGGCGGCGGCGGCGGCGGCGGCGGCGGUAGUGGUGGCGGUGUUGGCACUGGGGCCGCUCCCGCUGUCGGUGGUCCUUCCGGUGCUGGUGGCCACGAGUAUGGCCUCAAGCCGAGCGAUGGGAUGGAUUUCCUGGCGGCGGCCGCCGCCACCGGCGGCCCCGGCGGCAUGGUCAUGCUGCCGCACCACCACCAUCAUCCCCAUGCCGCGCACCACCCCCACCCCCAUCAUCCCCACGCGCAGUACUAUGCCGCCGCGCCGGGGGCCUCCGCCGCCGCGGAUCAUCUUCCUCAGCAGCCGCACCACAUGCACCACAUGCAUCACCAGCAGCAGCUCCCGCCGCAGAUGAUGUCCCCGUACUACAUCCCGUCGCAGGGUGCCCAAGCUGGCAACCGUCACACCGGCAAGGAGCCCGCCACCCCUUCCGACUCCUCUUUUGUUCAUUAGAGCUCGUCCUCUCCCCCUGGGUUACCCGCCCGUUCUCGACCCGGCAAGCACCGCGCUGCGCCACACUGAAAUGCCGCUCCCGGGGACUGUACCUGAUCAGAGCGCGGGCCUCUCUCCUCCCUUGUGAUCCUGUCUCCUCCUUCGAGCCCCCUUCUCCCCAUGGGGCCAUGCUGGCAGAUCGCGCUGAUUAGUGCAGUUCGAUCGGCCUCCCCUCCCCUCCCCCCUCCCUUGCCUUCAUUGCCCUCCUCAUUUCCCCCCACUGCGCACGCAUGCAGUGGUGGAGGGCCUCGCGGGAAGGUUCUUCUUCACAGUCCUCCCUUUUGCGCCCCUACUCCCGCUGGUCGUGGCCCUUUCUUGCGUCCCUGCGCCCGUCUCUGCGGGGAGGGCCACCAACUUACAAAAAAAAAAAAAAACCUUCAAAAACCGGCAUUGUCGGCCAUCUUUUCGUCGGGUGCUUCCCACACACACGCACACACACACACCUGCCUCUGCUCAGCGCGGCGGUGUAUUUGGCCCGCGAUCCUGAGGCCCCCCGCUCUGCCGAGCUCUGUCGCGCAUUGCCUACUCUUGAUCUUCCACCGUCUCUAUCAUCAUCAUCAUCAUCAUCUCCUCUCCUCCUUUCAUUCUCUCUGCCCUUGGUCAGAGGAGCGCUUGGGCGCCAUGCGCAUCGGGCCCUACCAUCAUCACUCCAUUUCCUAUCUCCGGCGCCGGCGCAGCUCCUCAUCACACUGCACGCACCUCCCCCCCCC